AUGAACCAAUAUUUCGACAAAGAAAAAGGUUUUUGUUUGAAUGUACUCGGUGGUGGUAAAGCGCUUUACAUAAAUAACACAUCUUGCGGAACAAAUGUGUUAAAGCCACACUGUUACAAUCCAAGAUAUUAUUACAUCUGUAAGAGGAAUAAAACCAUUCUGGCACAAUGUUCUCAAAACAAGCACUUCGAAGUUCAUUUACAAAAAUGCACUUUGAUAUAUCAUGGAAAAAACAUUCCUAAUAAAACCAAUUCCAACAGUUGUGAAAGAGUAGGUGUAUUUCCAAUUCCUAAUGAUUGUCAUCAAUUCUAUACUUGUACAGCUUAUGGUCAUCGAAUGAAACAAAACUUUUAUAUAUGUCCAAGAAAUAUGGCCUUUGACACAAAGACAGAAAUGUGUAAACCCUCGAAAACUUGCAAAGAAUCAAGAUUAUCUUCCACGUGUUUAUUUAGCAGUGAGAAAGAAGAAAUGACUCUAGAAGAAGCAAAUAUGUUUUUAAGACCAAUGGACCAAAAGGAGAAAUCAUUAACGUGUGAAACGAUAUUUACGAAUGAUGAGGAAACUAUAACUACUGAGAGGAAUUAUAACAAUGAUGAAAUUAAAUCGACAACUACUUCUUAUAACAAGCCGUCUAUAUCUAAAUUUACGGAACCCAGCGAUAGGAAUUUUACAACCACGAUCGAACGUGCUUCGGAAACAUCACAUUCUACAAACACUAUCGCUUCCGAAAUAUAUACAACUGCGAUAUAUUCGCCAGCUAACGAAGAAAUCACGUAUACGACAGAGCAAAAUUUGUCUACAGAAAUAAAAAAGAAUGGAGAAGAGAAUCUAGAAUCAUCAACUUCAAAAGAAUCUUACAAACAAGAACAUAAUGGAAAAACAGAUAACGAUAACGUACAAUCAACUGAUGCAAUGAAAACUUUUUCCACUGAACCAACAAUUUUAAAUGACACAAUUUCUACAGGAACAGGAUCUGAAACACAACCAGACAUAGAAAUAAAAACUCCUCCAAACGAGUUGCCUAAUUUCGAAAAUCAACAUAAAGAACCAGAAAUAAAUUUAAAUGACCCAUCAUCUGAAUUUAUUAAUAUUACACCAAAUAUAGAAAUACCAAAUACUACACCAGUCACAGACGACUUGAAUGAACCAUUAACUAUUGACGAAGAGAUUACCGAUUUGCCAUCAAUAACAAUUAAAAGCAAUCUUGAUGAAGAAGAAUAUACAAAAAUAAAUUCAAAUGAUCCACCUUCAGAAAUUCCUAAUAUUACACAACCAAAUAUAAAAAUACCAAAUAGUACACCAGUCACAGAAGACUUGAAUGAACCAACUACUGAAAAAGAAAUUAUCGAUUUAUCAUCAGCAACAAUUAAUGACAAUACUGAUGUAGAAAAACCAGAAAUAAAUUUAAAUGAUCCAGAAUUUCUUAAUGCUACACAACCAAAUAUAGAAAUACCAAAUAGCACACCAGUCACAGAAGACUUAAAUGAACUAUUAGCUACUGAAAAAGAAAUUAUUGAUUUACCACCAGCAAUUAAUGACAAUCCUGAUGUAGAAAAACCAGAAAUAAAUUUAAAUGAUCCAGAAUUUCUUAAUGCUACACAACCAAAUAUAGAAAUACCAAAUAGCACACCAGUCACAGAAGACUUAAAUGAACUAUUAGCUACUGAAAAAGAAAUUAUUGAUUUACCACCAACAAUUAAUGACAAUCCUGAUGUAGAAAAACCAGAAAUAAAUUUAAAUGAUCCAGAAUUUCUUAAUACUACACAACCAAAUAUAGAAAUAUCAAAUAGCACACCAGUCACAGAAGACUUAAAUGAACUAUUAGCUACUGAAAAAGAAAUUAUUGAUUUACCACCAGCAACAAUUAAUGACAAUCCUGAUGUAGAAAAACCAGAAAUAAAUUUAAAUGAUCCAGAAUUUCUUAAUACUACACAACCAAAUAUAGAAAUACCAAAUAACACACCAGCCACAGAAUACAUGAAUGAACCAUUAGCUACUGAAAAAGAAAUUAUCGAUUUAUUACCAUCAACAACUGAUACAAUAACUAAUAGCAAUCCUGAUGUAGAAGAACAUACGGAAUCAGAAAUAACUUCAAAUGAUCCAUCUUCAGAAAUUCCUAAUAUUACACAACCAAAUAUAGAAAUACCAUAUAGUACAGCAAUCCCAGAAGACUUGAAUGAACCAACUACUGAAAAAGAAAUUAUCGAUUUAUUACCAUCAACAACUGAUACAAUACUUAUAGCAAUAACUUAUAGCAAUCCUGAUAUACAACGGACAGAAUCAGAAAUAACUUCAAAUAAUCCAUCUUCAGAAAUUUCUAAUAUUACACAACCAAAUUUAGACAUACCAUAUAGUACACCAGCCACAGAAGAUUUGAAUGAAUCAACUACUGAAAAAGAAAUUAUCGAUUUAUUACCAUCAACAACUGAUAAAAUAACUAAUAGCAAUCCUGAUGUAGAAGAACAUACGGAAUCAGAAAUAACUUCAAAUAAUCCAUCUUCAGAAAUUCCUAAUAUUACACAACCAAAUAUAGAAAUACCAUAUAGUACAGCAGUCCCAGAAGACUUGAAUGAACCAACUACUGAAAAAGAAAUUAUCGAUUUAUUACCAUCAACAACUGAUACAAUAACUUAUAGCAAUCCUGAUAUACAACGGACAGAAUCAGAAAUAACUUCAAAUAAUCCAUCUUCAGAAAUUCCUAAUAUUACACAACCAAAUUUAGAUAUACCAUAUAGUACACCAGCCACAGAAGAUUUGAAUGAAUCAACUACUGAAAAAGAAAUUAUCGAUUUAUUACCAUCAACAACUGAUAAAAUAACUAAUAGCAAUCCUGAUGUAGAAGAACAUACGGAAUCAGAAAUAACUUCAAAUGAUCCAUCUUCAGAAAUUCCUAAUAUUACACAACCAAAUAUAGAUAUACCAUAUAGUACACCAGCCACAGAAGAUUUGAAUGAACCAGCUACUGAAAAAGAAAUUAUAGAUUUAUUAUCAUCAACAACUGAUACAAUAAUUAAUAAUAGUCCUGAUAUACAACAGACAGAAAUAACUUCAAAUGAUCCAUCUUCAGAAAUUCCUAAUAUUACAGAACCAAAUAUAGAAAUACCAUAUAGUACAUCAGCCACAGAAGACUUGAAUGAACCAACUACUGAAAAAGAAAUUAUCGAUUUAUUACCAUCAACAACUGAUACAAUAACUAAUAGCAAUCCUGAUAUACAACGGACAGAAUCAGAAAUAACUUCAAAUAAUCCAUCUUCAGAAAUUCCUAAUAUUACACAACCAAAUUUAGACAUACCAUAUAGUACACCAGCCACAGAAGAUUUGAAUGAAUCAACUACUGAAAAAGAAAUUAUCGAUUUAUUACCAUCAACAACUGAUAAAAUAACUAAUAGCAAUCCUGAUGUAGAAGAACAUACGGAAUCAGAAGUAACUUCAAAUGAUCCAUCUUCAGAAAUUCCUAAUAUUACACAACCAAAUAUAGAAAUACCAUAUAGUAUACCAGCCACAGAAGAUUUGAAUGAACCAGCUACUGAAAAAGAAAUUAUAGAUUUAUCAUCAGCAACAAUUAAUGACAAUCCUGAUGUAGAAAAACCAGAAAUAAAUUUAAAUGAUCCAGAAUUUCUUAAUACUACACAACCAAAUAUAGAAAUACCAAAUAGUACACCAGUCACAGAAGACUUGAAUGAAUCAGUUACUGAAAAAGAAAUUAUUGAUUUAUUAUCAUCAACAACUGAUACAAUAAUUAAUAGUAAUCCUGAUGUAGAAGAACAUACGGAAUUAGAAAUAACUUCAAAUGAUCCAUCUUCAGAAAUUCCUAAUAUUACACAACCAAAUAUAGAUAUACCAUAUAGUACACCAGCCACAGAAGAUUUGAAUGAACCAACUACUGAAAAAGAAAUUAUCGAUUUAUUACCAUCAACAACUGAUACAAUAACUAAUAGCAAUCCUGAUAUACAACAGACAGAAUCAGAAAUAACUUCAAAUGAUCCAUCUUCAGAAAUUCCUAAUAUUACACAACCAAAUAUAGAAAUACCAUAUAGUACACCAGCCACAGAAGAUUUGAAUGAACCAGCUACUGAAAAAGAAAUUAUCGAUUCAUUAUCAUCAACAACUGAUAGAAUAACUAAUAGCAAUCCUGAUAUACAACAGACAGAAUCAGAAAUAACUUCAAAUGAUCCACUUUCAGGAAUUCUUAAUACUGGAGAACAUAAUAUAGAAAUACCAAAUAGCACACCAGUGACAAUAAAAUCCAAUAAAUCUAUUGAAAAAGAGAAUUCUGAUUUUAUAUCAAUAAUGACAAAUAACGAUUCUGAAGUUGAAAAUAAAAAAAAAAUAGAUAUAAAUUUAAAUGAUCCAUUAUCAGAAAUACUUGUUACUGGUAUACCCAAUACAGAAAUAGAACACAGUAUUGUAACAACAAUAAAAGUUACUGAAUAUUCAACUUUCGAAUCCGAAAGUUCUGAUACCGUUUCAGAAAUUCCUUUCAAUACUUUAACUAGUAUCAAAGAAAACGAUACAGUCAUAAAUGUAAGUGAUCCGUCAAUGGAAAUUACUACUCCUAGUUUAGAAAAUAUUGUUACAAAUGGAGAAGAAACAUUUAUGAAAAUAUCAAAUAAUGAUAGAACUGAAAAUAACAUAUUCGCUGAAAGUGUUACAGAUGCAAUGGAAUCAUCAUCGAUAUCAGAAAAUAUUAAUAACAAUUUUCAGAGUUAUGUAUCCCCAAUUUCUGUUAAUCCAGCAAGUUAUUCUAGUAUGAUAUCUGAAAACAAAGUUGAAGAACCUACUUCAAUACCAAUUACAGACAGAAUUGCUUUAAAUAAAAAUGAAGAAAAUAAUACACCAUCGAUAGAGUUUAAUAUGAAAACAAAUUCUCCCACAGAAAUAAAUACAAAAUAUACAACAAUUUCUAUUAAUAAAAAAUUAGAUAAUAUUGGAAAUGAAAAAUUGACUCUUUCUUCUGAUACAGAUAUAAGUGAAACUGAUAAAUCGAUUUCACAAACGAAUAAAUUAACAACUAGUUUUCGAGAUUUGAUUGCUAAAUGUAAAAAUCAUAUGUCAGCAGAAACUACUACACAAUCAACCAAAUUAAAUCCCAGUAAUGAAAAAUAUUCAGAUCCAUUUCAUAUGCAAUCACAUUCUCUGGUUUCAGAUAAAAAAAACGCAAAUAAGCAAAAUAAAAUUUUUGAAGAAGAAGAAGAUUCUUUAUGGAAACGCAUAUACUCCGGAAAGACGAUAUCAAAAAAUUUCAUAUUACCCAUUACGUCAGCAGUGUUAAAUUUCGUUGAUAAAUUUGAAUGCUAUUUGAAAAAUACGUUAAUAAAGAUAUUUCACUGAAAAAUAUAUAUAAAU
Molecule: messenger RNA, 5346 nt
Organism: Apis mellifera (honey bee)
Lineage: Eukaryota; Metazoa; Arthropoda; Insecta; Hymenoptera; Apidae
Product: mucin-3A
Exons: 2
Coding region: 1-5331 (1776 amino acids)
Cellular component (GO): extracellular region
Molecular function (GO): chitin binding
Source: RefSeq, a predicted model, not a curated record